AUGUUAAAAUUUAAACGGAAAAAUAAAAUUUAUUCAAAAUAUGAAGAUUUUUUUGCGGCUUCGGAUUUGAAAGAUCCUGACCAACCUCAAAGAAUAAAUUUGACCAUUGAGGACUUUGAUGCCAAAGGAAAAGUGGCAAAUCCCCGAGCACCUUGCGUUGUAACUACAAUAGAUCCGAAUUAUACAAAGGACGCUGCAUUACAAAGAAUAACUAAAAAGUUUCGAAUGAAAACAGAUAUAUUAAGACUGCGAGAAAUAACACGAAAGAAAUUCGUUAUCUAUGCUACACAGCAAAAGUACUUAGAAAAGCAAAGGGAAAGGGCUUUCCAAGAUAAUGCAUAUCAACAUAUUACCGACUUUCAAGAGUUUGCUUUUAAUGCCCUUCGCAAAAUGGAAUCAAGUGCCUUUAAGGAAAUGCAACAAGUACAAAAACAGUGGCUGGAUUUGCAAAAGUUAAAAAUAAGUGAGGAACUAAGAAAUAUAGCCGCAGAUCAUCAGCGAAUCCUAAUGGAAGUGCAAGAAGUGUACGCCAGGUUUUUGUUUCUUUUGAAAUUAAUUAGCUAUUUCGACGAAAUAAUAUCACCUGAAGACAUAGACAAUGACCAAGUGAAGGGGAAUCUCCCACUUCCAAAAAAUGUUGUUGAAUUGGAAAUAAACGAAAAAAAUCCAGUAGGCCAAAGUGAAGUUUCCAACAUCAUUAUAUAUAUGGAUAAGGUCGUAAGACCAUACCUAGUCAAGAGAAACCAUCUUAACGCCGAUAUAUGGAUCAAGGGUUACGAACGCACAAGACAAAAAAUUUUCAAUUAUAAUCGACGAUUUGCUCAGGUGGCUUUACUAAACCACCUGGUGUCUGUUGUUCAUGACAAAUCGGAAAAAACAUUUACAAGAAGAGUGACGCAGCCUAUAUUUUUAGUAGAUACCGAAUUUCUCCAAAACCGUAUAAAUUCUUUAAUGAAGCACUCACUGGCAAUUUUAUGUGAUUUUGAAAGGCGCCAAAAGAAAGAUAAACUUCAAUUGUUGAUUAAUUCAAUUGUUCCAGUAAUACUUCAUCGCAUUGAAUACAAAAUUUCAAAACCUAAUGAUUUUCCAAGAAGUGCAAUAACAGCAAAAUCUCAAAAUACUUCUGCGGAGAAGAGUCAAUCAUCAUCACCGAAUCUUUUACAUGAUUUGGAAAGAUAUACUCCAGAUAAAUGCAAACAAGUUGAAAUGGGUGUAAGAAAACGUUUAGAAAUGCAGAAGGACUUUUCACGGCGUGCACUGAUAAAACAAAAUCGUCUACACAAUUGGAUGAAGCAUUAUAAAAAACACGAUAUUUUACGAGAAAAAUGA
Messenger RNA from Musca vetustissima, 1329 nucleotides. RefSeq lists its product as uncharacterized. The transcript has 10 exons. The record is from RefSeq and is a predicted model, not a curated record. NCBI's taxonomy places the organism in Eukaryota, Metazoa, Arthropoda, Insecta, Diptera, Muscidae. The coding region runs from base 1 to 1329 and encodes 442 amino acids.